ACUAGCAACAGUAUUAGCUGUAUAACAUGACUUUGUAUUUUCUUGUGUCUCCCUCUCUUUAAAUCUUACUGUUUGAAUGUAUACAAUACUGCGUGUAUCAGUUAUACAAGGUGACGCGUUUUUGAGUGUACUUCACUUAGGUUUUAUACAGGAUGUCCCUAAAAUCUGGGCACAGGUAAAAUUUCAUAUUUUCAAGAAAUUAAAUAUAUAACAGCUGCAAUAUGAUUUUGAGCAUUUUUGAUGCAACGGUUGAUUCCCUAUGCAGGAUGCACAUGACCUGCAAUAACUUGCAAUCAGUCUAUAUGUGUUUAACCAAGUGAUUGUCAUUGAGUACACCUUCAGCAUACUCAUAAGCACAAUACAGAUAGUGAAGUUGCAAAAGGAUAUUCCACUUCAAGCCAUGAGAGUAUAACUAUUUUUGAGUGGGAGGCAAAGGUGAAAAUAUUUACUCCAAUGGCAAUAACAGCCCCUCAUAAUCACACUAGUGCAAUUGCGGACAGUAUGUGUAUGUAAUUUCCUGUUCACCCAUACUCAACUGCAUGAUGAUUAAUCAAUUUUUACUGUGUUUUGUCACUUCUAGCGUACCGUAAAUGUAAUUCCAAGAUGGCUUCUAAAGUACGCAUGCGCAAUAUGUGCUGCUGGCAAAUUUACCUUUUUAGCUGAUUCGUUUAUAGAGGAACUUUAGUCCGCACGGUUUCUGGUCGAGCAAUUAUGACCUGAGCACAGUGGGCAGCCGACUUGAAUGUCAAGUGUAAGUGCUGUAUAUAACAUUAGAAUGCUCCCAAACAAGUUUGGCCGCAUCGUGUUAGGGCUGUACAGCAGCAGGUCAUCGUCCGUAUGCGGUGUUGUUCAGACUACCGUGAGCAGGAAUGGAUUCAGUUGGACUGCGGUGUGUAAAAAGCGGACACUGUGGCUCCAGAGGUGUGCUGGGGAGCAGACACAGCAGCACAACCAACAAUGUCAAAGCAGUACUCGAUCAGUCCAUCAAACUACAGUGGACCCUGAAGAGCUGAAACGGUUCCAGACACUGGCCAGCAAAUGGUGGGAUGAAAAUGGAGAAUUCAAGGCCCUUCAUGCCAUGAAUGACCUGAGAGUGCCUUUUAUAAGGGAUAAUCUGCUGAAUGUACACAAAGCGCAUCAUCCCGGGAAACCACUUGCAGGACGGCGUAUACUGGAUGUUGGCUGUGGGGGAGGCCUGCUCACUGAGCCCCUGGGUCGCCUGGGAGCCAGUGUGUUAGGUAUAGACCCUGUGGAAGACAGCAUCAGCAUGGCACAGCUGCAUUCGUCGUAUGACCCCGAUCUUGGCGAGCGGGUCAGGUAUCGGGCAUGCACCCUGGAGGAGCUAUCGGCAGAUGUGGCUGGAGACGAGGUGGGAUUGCAAGCCGGUCUGUUCGAUGCUAUUGUAGCGUCCGAGGUGGUGGAACAUCUGGCCGACCUGGAAACGUUCGCCCUCUGCUGCGGCCGUGUACUGAAGCCAGGCGGCUCCCUCUUCAUCACCACCAUUAAUAAAACCAACCUAUCCUACGCUCUGGCCAUCGUUGUAGCUGAGCAGCUGUUGUGCAUCGUUCCCAGUGGGACACAUGACUGGGAGAAGUUUAUCAGCCCUGUAGAACUGGAGCGCCAUCUAGAGUCCAAUGGUUUCUCAGUGCAGUCUGUCCAAGGGAUGUUCUACAAUCCAGCAUCAGGAGCCUGGAGCUGGGCUAACAGCACAGCUAUCAACUAUGCCCUGCACGCUGUCAAAGUGGCUGAGGACCCUAAAUCUGAGCCCCAAUCGGACAAUCAGGACAGCUCUGAAGCCACACACUAAACUUGAUGUGUGGACAUCGGUCAAGAAAAUAGAGUCUUUAGGUCGUACUCACACCAGGCCAUUCAUACUGUGCUGGACUCCUCUCCACUGACCUCCACUCACACUGCGCAUUCGUCCUAUUGUCCGUUUUUCUUGUUCCAUAACUUCCAUUGUUCUGUAUUACUGCAAUUUUCUUGACGUUUAGGCAACUGUCGAUUACUUGCAUGAGGAUCAAUCGCAUUAAAUAAGACACGUAUUUAUCACGCAGGACGACACAGUCUAGUCGUCGGUGAGUGAGUGUGCUGUGGGUUUGUCUUUUGGAUUAUUGCCAUUUUAUUAUCAUUCAUACGUAAUAUUUUAUUAAUAUUAUUAAUUGUGUUUGGUUAUUGUUAUGAACUUGUAAGUGCAGUCGUUCUGACUGGCUAGUACGCUGUUAUGAAAGAUGCGGUCAUUUGCUGAUUUGCAGAGUGACACAGCUGCAUCAUGGAAGUGUGUUAACCCGCACCCGUCAAACUUCUUAGAAUGAUGUGGCUUGCUGAAAAUGUUUCCAUUUAGUCUUUGGAGACAGCGGCCGAACAGUAAUUUAUUAUGAUGUGCACACAAGGAAUACAUGCACAAAUGUGGGUUGGCUCUCUGGACACUGCUGAAUAUAUAAUAUAGGUUGGGAAGCAAGAGAGGGGGCGGUCACAUCUUCAGGGAGAGGAAAGCAUUUCAUGUGUUACUGUUAUGUAAUAAGAAUAAAGGCAGUGGCGUGGAAUAAAUCAUGUUUUGUCUGAUGUCUAAAUAGUUAGGUUGCACGGCACGGGGGUUCAUGUAUGUUUUGCAGGUAUCCCACCUCGUGCAAAUGCAGCUAAUGAGUAAAUAAUUAAAAG
This is a messenger RNA of Dunckerocampus dactyliophorus (ringed pipefish), 2658 nucleotides long. It is a transcript of the gene coq3, whose product is annotated as coenzyme Q3 methyltransferase. Gene Ontology annotation, molecular function: 2-methoxy-6-polyprenyl-1,4-benzoquinol methyltransferase activity. NCBI's taxonomy places the organism in Eukaryota, Metazoa, Chordata, Actinopteri, Syngnathiformes, Syngnathidae. Bases 743 to 1807 code for a protein of 354 amino acids. The record is from RefSeq and is a predicted model, not a curated record. The transcript is spliced from 6 exons. Gene Ontology annotation, biological process: ubiquinone biosynthetic process.